This is a messenger RNA of Tupaia belangeri chinensis (Chinese tree shrew), 1112 nucleotides long. RefSeq names its product zDHHC palmitoyltransferase 18 (gene ZDHHC18). The record is from RefSeq and is a predicted model, not a curated record. Gene Ontology annotation, biological process: protein targeting to membrane; peptidyl-L-cysteine S-palmitoylation. NCBI's taxonomy places the organism in Eukaryota, Metazoa, Chordata, Mammalia, Scandentia, Tupaiidae. Gene Ontology annotation, cellular component: Golgi apparatus; endoplasmic reticulum. Gene Ontology annotation, molecular function: protein-cysteine S-palmitoyltransferase activity.
CUGUCCCUACCUGGCCCGCAAACUGACCCUCGCCAUCCCCAUCAUCGCUGCCAUCCUCUUCUUUUUCGUCAUGAGCUGCCUGUUGCAGACGAGUUUCACCGACCCCGGGAUCCUGCCCCGGGCCACUGUCUGUGAAGCAGCUGCCCUGGAGAAGCAGAUCGACAACACGGGCAGUUCUACAUACCGGCCGCCCCCUCGGACCCGGGAGGUGGUGAUCAACGGGCAGGUGGUGAAGUUGAAGUACUGCUUCACCUGCAAGAUGUUCCGGCCACCCCGGACCUCGCACUGCAGCGUCUGUGACAACUGCGUGGAGCGGUUUGACCAUCACUGCCCCUGGGUGGGCAACUGUGUGGGCAGACGGAACUACCGCUUCUUCUACGCAUUCAUCCUCUCCCUCUCGUUCCUGACGGCCUUCAUCUUCGCCUGCGUGGUCACCCACCUGACGCUGCGUUCUCAGGGAAGCAACUUCCUCUCCACUCUGAAGGAGACACCAGCAAGCGUGCUGGAGCUGGCCAUCUGCUUCUUCUCCAUCUGGUCCAUCCUGGGCCUCUCAGGGUUUCACACUUACCUCGUCGCCUCCAACCUGACAACCAACGAGGACAUCAAAGGCUCCUGGUCCAGCAAGAGGGGCGGCGAGGCCUCUGUCAACCCCUACAGCCAUAAGAGCGUCAUCACCAACUGCUGUGCUGUGCUCUGCGGCCCCCUACCUCCCAGCCUCAUCGACCGGAGGGGGUUUGUGCAGUCUGACACCGUGCUGCCCUCGCCCAUCGGAAGCAAUGAGCCGGCCUGCAGAGCCAAGCCUGAUGCCAGCAUGGAGGACACCUGUCAGGACUUUGCCAUCUCCUGCACAGCCUGAGCAGCUAACAGGCCUCUUUGCAGAGGGUUAGCUGGUAAGACCGGUCUCCCGUGGGCCAGCACACACGGUGGGUCCUCACCGCAUGCCGCACCAAGCCCCUAGAGCCGAUUCAUUUGCCGGUGUGUAGUGUGGUAUGUGUGCUGGCUGUGCCAGGGCCCCCCGGGCUCCCCCCAAGCAGAAGGAUCGGGUUAGGGGCAGCCCAAGACUCCAGCCCUGUCUGGACAGAAGAGGGAACUUCAAGCUGAGAGCUCUGGGG